CGCCGCUCGGGGAGGAUGGACAGCCUGCCGCACGCGUGACAUGUGGGCCAUAAUGGUGGAUAGGUAGAGCAACACUCUCCAGCUCUGAGACAGUUGAGCGAUUCCCAGUCGCCGUCGACGACUCUUCGACCUCCGCCGGACGCGCCCGCCACCUCGGACGGAACGACGCCACGGGACCGCGGAAAAAUGCCGAAUAUCAAAAUAUUCAGCGGGAGCUCACAUCCGGACCUGUCGCAGAAAAUAGCAGACCGCCUGGGUCUCGAGCUUGGGAAGGUUGUCACGAAGAAAUUCAGCAACCAGGAGACGUGCGUGGAGAUCGGGGAGAGCGUGCGUGGGGAGGAUGUCUACAUCGUGCAGAGUGGCUGUGGCGAGAUCAACGACAACUUGAUGGAGCUGCUGAUCAUGAUAAACGCCUGCAAGAUCGCCUCGGCCUCCAGGGUCACCGCUGUCAUCCCCUGCUUCCCCUACGCCCGGCAAGACAAGAAGGACAAGGUGGGGAGCCGUGCCCCUAUCUCUGCCAAGUUGGUGGCCAACAUGUUGUCAGUCUCAGGCGCCGACCAUAUCAUCACCAUGGACUUGCACGCCUCACAGAUACAGGGAUUCUUUGAUAUCCCAGUUGAUAACUUGUAUGCAGAGCCAGCCGUGCUGAAAUGGAUCAGGGAGAACAUCCUUGAAUGGAAAAAUUGUGUCAUUGUCUCACCGGAUGCCGGAGGAGCCAAAAGGGUCACCUCUAUAGCCGACCGGCUGAACGUGGACUUUGCUCUUAUUCACAAGGAGAGGAAAAAAGCCAACGAGGUAGACCGCAUGGUUCUCGUCGGAGAUGUGAAGGAUCGGGUUGCCAUUCUAGUUGAUGACAUGGCAGACACAUGUGGCACAGUCUGCCAUGCUGCUGACAAACUAAUUUCUGCCGGUGCCACCAAGGUUUAUGCUAUCCUUACCCAUGGCAUCUUCUCUGGCCCAGCUAUCUCACGUAUCAACAAUGCCUGCUUUGAAGCAGUGGUUGUCACCAAUACGAUCCCUCAGGAGGAGAAGAUGAAACACUGUCCCAAAAUUCAGGUCAUUGACAUCUCCAUGAUCCUUGCAGAGGCCAUCCGUAGAACUCACAACGGCGAGUCGGUGUCGUACCUGUUCAGCCAUGUCCCCUUGUAACAAGUGGUAUAUAAACGUUUGUGCUGUUACACCAAAUAAGAGGGAGUUGCCCCAACCAUAACACAACCAUUAUCAAAGAUGUUCAGCUACCUAACCAUAAAAAAAGAAAAAAUAAUGAAAAGGAAUUAUUUUGUUCGGUUAAGUCUGUUACUAAUGCUGACCCCUCUCCCUUGAGUUCCUUUGGCCUAUGAGGAGUGUCCCUUUGUGUGCGGGGCACAAGCUUAUUUAUUGUACAUUGAUGAAUAUGUUUAUCCAAGACAAACUUUGUCUGCUUUAUAACAUAAGUCAGAGUUUCUCCUGACCAUUUCUUCCUCUCAGGGAGUCCCUUCAGUCUGUUGUCAAAGAGCUCGUAUCAUUAUACCCGACAGGUCCCAGUGGUCAGGAGAAUCAUUUGGCAAAUAAGCUGUUACAGUGUUUUUUGUUUCUAUGAAAGAGUGUAGUUUUUCAUGUUGCUCUUAUAUCUUCUGCUGAUUACAAUAUAAUGAAGUGAAUGUGUACUGAACUAGUUUACAGUGCCACUGAAGCUCCACUCAACCAAGAGUGCCUCAACAGCCUGAAAUGAAGUUAUGUUGUCCACUUGUCUUUCACCCUCCCUCAACCACAGAUUCAUCUUUAUUUUGUCACUGAAUGAAGAGCGUGCACGUUUCCAAACAGGCUGGAGACGUUUGGGGAUGUUUAUUUCAGCUCUUGAGGUGCCCUCAUCGAGUGGGGUUUGCCCAGUGUCCAGGAUUUAUCCUUUCUAUAGAGAAGCUGUCAGGUUUUUAGCUUGGGGUCUCUGCGGGCUGGAGCUUCCUUCAGAAAUUUCACCUGCUUUUUUCUUCUCUCUCUCUCCCUGUGUAUUUUUUAUGUCAGGAGGAAGGUUUUGUCAUUAAUGUGCAUAUUCUAAGUGUUUGUGUUUACUUUUCAGUAGGAUGAAUGCGCCAGAUAUCUGAGGGUGUGUUCUUAAUAAAAUUGAAUAUGCAUAAAAUCUUAA
Molecule: messenger RNA, 2122 nt
Organism: Platichthys flesus (European flounder)
Lineage: Eukaryota; Metazoa; Chordata; Actinopteri; Pleuronectiformes; Pleuronectidae
Gene: prps1b
Product: phosphoribosyl pyrophosphate synthetase 1B
Exons: 7
Coding region: 187-1149 (320 amino acids)
Biological process (GO): 5-phosphoribose 1-diphosphate biosynthetic process; purine nucleotide biosynthetic process; ribonucleoside monophosphate biosynthetic process
Cellular component (GO): cytoplasm; ribose phosphate diphosphokinase complex
Molecular function (GO): magnesium ion binding; ATP binding; ribose phosphate diphosphokinase activity
Source: RefSeq, a predicted model, not a curated record